AUGACGACCUCCGUCAAGUUCGAGAAGGACACCAUCCGCACCGCUGGCACCGCCGCUACGGCCGCUUCAAAGGCCGGCGAGGACAUCGUGCACAAGGUUGGAGAGCGGCUGACUGGCGGCAAGUCACAGAAUGGAUAUCUGGCUGUAUACCUGAAGCAGCUUCAGUCGAACCCGCUGCGAACGAAGAUGAUCACGUCCGGUGCCCUCUUCGGUAUCCAGGAGCUGCUCGCUUCGUGGAUCGCGCACGACCGCAGCAAGCAUGGCCACUAUCUCAACUCCCGCAUCCCCAAGAUGUCGCUCUACGGCGCCUUCAUCAGCGCUCCGCUCGGCCACCUGCUCAUCGGCAUCCUACAGAAGAUCUUUGCCGGACGCACCAGCUUGAAGGCGAAGGUCCUUCAGAUCCUCAUCAGCAACCUUGUUGUCUCCCCGAUCCAGAACGUGAUCUAUCUCACUUCAAUGGCCAUCAUUGCGGGCGCACGCACCUUCCACCAGGUCCGCGCGACCGUCAAGGCCGGCUUCAUGCCGGUCAUGAAGGUCAGCUGGAUUGUAUCUCCCCUCUCUCUGGCCUUUGCCCAGCAGUUCCUCCCCGAACAGACCUGGGUGCCAUUCUUCAAUGUCAUCGGUUUCAUUAUCGGAACCUACAUCAACGCUCACACCAAGAAGAAGAGACUGGAAGCCUUGAAGCGCAAGCAAUACGGCUCCGGAAAGAGCUCUACCGGCCGUCCAGAGGACUACCCACCACGACGCGACUACUAA
Messenger RNA from Arthroderma uncinatum, 756 nucleotides. RefSeq lists its product as uncharacterized. The coding region runs from base 1 to 756 and encodes 251 amino acids. Gene Ontology annotation, cellular component: cytoplasm; membrane. The transcript has 4 exons. The record is from RefSeq and is a predicted model, not a curated record. Lineage: Eukaryota; Fungi; Ascomycota; Eurotiomycetes; Onygenales; Arthrodermataceae.